CUGUCUACAAAGAAAAGUGAAAUGGUAGGUGUUAAUCUAAUUAUACACAUAUUAUAUAUGAAUUUUAUUAUUGACCAAACCAUUGAUUACAUCAAAACAUUAUACAAAUUGUACUUGGUAGGUUUUACUUGGUGUUAUGGACAAAGAUGAGAGUAGAGUUGCAGAUACCAUCGACAUUGUAAAUGAAUACCAUAAAUAUGUUCCAAUGAAACCGGAUGGUUCACCCUUGAUAAUACCCCUUCAUGCUGAUGGCUUGAGUUGUGAACGGGUAAAUGAUGCUCAAAAUGCUCGGGUUAAUGGGACAACAAAAUGGCAGCAACUUCAAGGGAUGAUACCUAACAUUCAAGAAUGGCACAAGAGAUGUUUGCUUCUUCAGGACAUAUUUGAUGAACUGUACACAGGAACGAGUGCAAGGGAAGUUGGAACAUUAUUUCAUUUAAAGAAUUACUUUGAGCAAAGAAAUGUUACUGGAAAUGUGAAGGAAUCUUUCAAUUACAAUGAAGAAUUCUUGGAGUUUUGUACAGAGGGAUAUAUCACUUUGCUUGCUCUGAACAUUUUAGACAUGGAAAAUCUGACAGAUGUUCCAGAUGUGGAUGAUAAAGUUUCAUGCCUCCACAACACUUCAAGCAAAGUGAUAGACAGUGUAUUUCAAUCUAUAUCAUCUGUUGUUCAGAAAAUUACAAAAACAGGCGAGAGGACACAAGAAAAUGAGCUAUAUCCAUUUUGUAUCUGUAAGUUGGAAAAGCCAGGAGCUAUCAUGAUUUUUUGCAAUAACAAAAACUGCACAAGAGGAAUCUGGUUCCAUAUAGAGUGUGUGGAAAUGGAAGAGGAAGACAUUCCAGAGGGUGUUUGGUAUUGCAGUACUGAUUGUGAAAAAGAGAAGUCAGCUAGAAGAACAAAGAAAAAGACGACGGCAACCACUUUAACAGAUUUUAAAAUGGAUUAUGUCCUUCUCCUCAUCUGGCGAGGGCUUUCGCAGAUGUCAAGGAAAGAUGCUAUUAGGGAGAACAAUGGGAAGAUGAUGAUAAUCCAUUGGAAAUUUGAUCUCCUGCAGUUUUUUUCCAGACACCACCCAAAAUACUUCCUCUUGUGCACCAGACUGCUCCUAGCAGUAAAUGGUGCAGUUUCACCUAGGUUACAAAAGACAUUGAUUUGGAACAGAACCAUCAGUUCCAAUGGUGGACUGGGGAAGAACAUUGAAAUGGAUUUGCAAAUGGAGUACUUCAAUAAGGAGUACAAAGAGAGUGUUAAAGAUGCCGCAGGACACUUGACACCCGACACAGUGGCAAGGCACAGCCAAAUGAUUGGGAUAGGGAAAGAGGUUGCCAAGGUGUACGACAUAAGUGUGAGUGGUAUGUCAGGACGCACUAUCCACAAGGGUGGGGGAGUUGAUAGAUCAAAAGACUUUUCUGACUUUAUCGAGCUUCUUCUUCCCGAGAAAAUCUUUUGUGCUCAUCCAGGAAGACAUUAUAAAAGUUUUCCUGAUGUUGACGUAAAUGUACAUGCAAAAGCCCAUCCCAAAACCAUUCGAGAAAGACUGGAGAGAAUACGAAAAGAGGAGAGCAGGAAGUUGAAGAGAAGAAAUAAAAUGUUAGAAUAGGGGACAAUUUUGUAGACUUAGUUUUUAUGUUGUAUUUGAAAUAUAUUGGCGUUUUGACCUUGCAUUAUUUCCAACGAACUUAUCAGAAUGUGUAUAUCAUUUGCAAAUUCUUUUUUGUCCAUUAGUUCUUUAUGUGCAAGACUUAAAAUUUUAAGAAAUCUCUUUAGACAGUUAAAAUCCAAUCUCAUUUUUUGGGGUUGUAGUGUACUAAUCAAAAUAAAAUUGAAAUGAC
Molecule: messenger RNA, 1832 nt
Organism: Ostrea edulis (European flat oyster)
Lineage: Eukaryota; Metazoa; Mollusca; Bivalvia; Ostreida; Ostreidae
Exons: 3
Coding region: 137-1600 (487 amino acids)
Source: RefSeq, a predicted model, not a curated record